Messenger RNA from Umbelopsis ramanniana AG, 1494 nucleotides. RefSeq lists its product as uncharacterized. The record is from RefSeq and is a predicted model, not a curated record. Bases 93 to 1337 code for a protein of 414 amino acids. Gene Ontology annotation, molecular function: metal ion binding. The transcript has 3 exons. Lineage: Eukaryota; Fungi; Mucoromycota; Umbelopsidomycetes; Umbelopsidales; Umbelopsidaceae.
GUCAAAUUCUGAAAAAUAAAAGCGUUAAAAGCGUUGCAAGUACACAGUCACACAGUAUUACUUGUUCGGCUUGAUCCUCGACUAUUUAAUCCAUGAGUACGACUAGCCGCAUUGCUUGCAAAUUUUAUCAGCAAGGCAGGUGUCUCAAAGGAGCAAACUGUAACUUCUCGCAUACAAUUGGUACAGCCAACAACAACAAUAACAAUGCAUCUUGGGGCAGCAAACCUGCUUUUGGCGGAAGCGCGGCGCCGAAUGAGAUGCCAAAGUACAAUGAAACGUCGCUGAAAUCCGAUUUGGCUUCCCAAGAGAAACCUGUUUGGGAUCUUAGUGUGUAUGGUCCAGCGAAAGAAGAACCUAACUUGAUAGUCGGAACGGACCGCAGCUUUGAGGAAGACAGAUUAAAGUAUUAUUUAUCAAGGCUACAAAGUGGAAACGAGAACCAAUUCCUUCAAGAACGCGAGCAGGCCUUGCAAGUCAUGAAUCAGCAAGUGAACGCAAUAGUCAAUAACCCAACAGCAGCCAUACAGCAUUUCAAUGGUCAAAAAAGUAAAGAUUCCUCAGCGUUUGGUAGCUCUUCAAAUACUGCACAAUUUGAGCCAUUCGUGAGUAAUUCUGGAUUCGGUUCCGGUGGAGGAUUUGGAAACACAGGGAGUGCGUUUGGCAACAACAGUACCAGUGCUUUUGGGAACACUGGUAGUGCAUUUGGUGCUGGCGCUAAUAAACAGCCGACCAGCGCAUUUGGAGGUAGCGCAUUUGGAGGAAGUGCCUUUGGUAAUACCGGCAGCGCCAGCACUGCACCAGCAUUUGGAUCAACAGGAUUUGUGAAUAACUCAGCAUUUGGAAACAUGUCACAACCGUCUACAAGCGCGUUUGGCAACACAGGUAGUGCCUUUGGCGGCGCAACUCCGAAUCAAUCGGCAUUUGGCGCAACCUCUUCGAUGGGAGGAUUUGGUAGUACGCCAGCGUUUGGCGCACCAUCUGCAGUUGGGGCACAACCUAACAGUAUGAUGUCGGCAGCCCCGACUUCUGCGUUUGGCUCGACUACAUCUAUGGGACAACCUACUGCAUUCGGCAUGCCGCCACAAUCUUCACAACCAUUCGGCAGUACACAACCCGCUACAGCAUUUGGUUCUGCAUCACAGCCAACAACAGGAUUUGGAGCUGCCCCCCCUACAAAUGCAGGGUUCGGCUCAGGCUUUGGUGCACAACCUACAGCACAGCAACAACCCUUGAAUAUAGCAAGUACUGAUGUUCCUUCCGAGCAACAAGCUUUUCUUGCUCCAACAUUCCAAUACAAGAUGAUUCCAGAAGAAGAACCACCAGCUCAGCUACGAUAAACAACUGUAUAACUGGGUUGAUCCUAACAUUAGAUAUUUUACAUUGGCAUAGUUUGUGAGUACUUUAUCCUACUGACAUCAAGGUCAACCUGAGUAUAUCCCACUUCCAAAAAUCACAUCACCACAAUAAAGAACGUAAACGAUUAAAAAUUUAAAA